This is a messenger RNA of Oncorhynchus nerka (sockeye salmon), 6851 nucleotides long. Its product is annotated as inactive ubiquitin carboxyl-terminal hydrolase 54-like. The record is from RefSeq and is a predicted model, not a curated record. Gene Ontology annotation, molecular function: cysteine-type deubiquitinase activity. The transcript is spliced from 18 exons. Bases 228 to 3881 code for a protein of 1217 amino acids. Gene Ontology annotation, biological process: protein deubiquitination. NCBI's taxonomy places the organism in Eukaryota, Metazoa, Chordata, Actinopteri, Salmoniformes, Salmonidae.
AGUGAGAGCAGAGAAGAGAUAUUAGGCUGAACAGAAGUAAAGAACUGUGGAAGGACUGAAGACACCUGCCUGGCAAGACUUACCAGAAAGAGACCAAAGCUCUCCAUCGCUCUGUCUCCCUAUUCUCUUUGUUUGUCAUUCUCUCUCUAAUGGAAGUAACUUAGAACACGUUGCUCCAUCUCAUUCCCCUGUCCCUCCCUGGUGACGGGAGCGCCCAGCAGGAUGUGAUGUCGUGGAAGAGGAACUACUUUGCGUCAGGCGGUGGCAGCGGAGAUCCUGGUGGAGGGCUACAGGGACUGAUCACGACCCCUCGGACUAUGGCCUCCUUCGCCCCGAGUAAAGGCCUUAGCAACGAACCUGGACAGAACAGCUGCUUCCUAAACAGUGCUCUGCAGGUCCUGUGGCAUCUGGAUAUAUUCCGUAGAAGUUUCCGCCAGCUGACCACCCACAAGUGUAUGGAAGACUCCUGUAUCUUCUGUGCCCUCAAGAGUAUCUUUGCCCAGUUUCAGUUCAGCAGUGAGCGUGUGUUACCGUCCGACAUGUUGCGGAGCGCACUAGCCAAGACCUUCCAGGACGAACAACGCUUCCAGCUGGGGAUCAUGGACGACGCAGCAGAAUGCUUUGAGAACCUGCUGAUGCGUAUCCAUUUCCACAUCAGCGCAGAGACCAGAGAGGACAUCUGUACAUCUAAACACUGUAUACCACACCAGAAGUUUGCCAUGACGCUGUUCGAACAGUGUGUGUGCAGUAGUUGUGGAGCCUCGUCGGACCCCCUUCCCUUCAUUCAGAUGGUUCACUACAUCUCUACCACGUCCCUCUGUAACCAGGCGGUGAGGAUGUUAGAGUGUAGAGAGAAGCCCACCCCCAACAUGUUUGGAGAGCUGCUCCGCAACGCCAGCAACAUGGGGGACCUACGCAACUGCCCGAGAAACUGUGGGGAGGUGUUGCGUAUCCGCCGUGUGUUGAUGAACUCUCCAGAGAUAGUGUCCAUCGGCCUGGUGUGGGACUCAGACCACUCUGACCUGGCUGAGGACGUCAUUCACAGCCUGGGCACCUGUCUACACCUGGGGGAUUUGUUUUACCGUGUGACAGAGGAGAGGGCUCGUCAGGCUGAGCUGUACCUGGUUGGUAUGGUGUGUUACUAUGGCAAACACUACUCCACAUUCUUCUUCCAGACUAAGAUACGGAAGUGGAUGUACUUCGACGACGCUCAUGUCAAAGAGAUCGGUCCUAAGUGGAAGGACGUGGUGGCACGCUGUAUAAAGGGUCACUACCAGCCUCUAUUACUGCUCUAUGCUGACCCCCGGGGGACGCCGGUGGUAUCGCAGGACAUCUCCUCCCUGUCUAACCCCCAGCUGGACCUGCUGCACUGCAGCAAGGCAGGAUAUGAGAGCGAGGACUCUGGACGGGAGCCCUCCAUAUGCAGUGAUGCCCGUACAGAUUCCUCUGACAGCUCCAGCCACCGAGACUCUCGGAAUCGCCCUCUCCGCCAGUCAACAGGCAGCCACCUGUCCAACAAAACGCAGACCAUCGUUGUCGGUAACCAUGACAACGGUGCAGUUGCAGCAGCAGAGACCCCCCUCUGCCCCCCCUCCCCUCCCCAGCAGGGUGACUAUAAAGAGACAGCUGUGUUCCUCCUUUCCUCUCGUCGCCCCACGUCAUCUUGCUCUUCCUCCCAUCCUCCCUCCUCAUGUUCCUUCCAUCCCCCCUCUACCUGUUCCCCCUAUCCCGUCUCCUCCUCCUGCUCUUCCUCCCGUCCCAUGUCCUCUUCCUCCUCCUCGGGGAUAGGUGGGUCUGUACUGGGAUCUGAGGCAGGGGCCGUGGGGCCACACUGGGAGGAUGAGAGCACCAGCAGUGAGUCCAAGUCUAGUUCGCCUGGGGGUCGAAGUUACCGGCCGGCCUGGAGGCCACGGAGGGAAGCCCUGAACAUCGACAGCAUCUUCACCUGCCAGAGAGGCUCUCCGCUGGGCUACAGCACCCUGCCUGGGCCCCCUCUACCCUCUGAGUUUCAACAACACUGUCCAACUAACACGGCUGAUCUGCAGGGGUCAAGAGAGAGGGCCGGGGGUGUAGGUGGUGUGGGGGGAGAUACGGAGGGGGUGGCAGGGAUGCCUGGGUUGCUAGGCAACGGCGCAGACUGCCCCCCUCCUCCCCCGUUGAGAGGGGCGGAGUCUCAGCCUCGUCUGAUCCAGAGGAUGGAGAGUGGUUAUGAGAGCAGCCCUGACAGGGAGGUAGGUCAGAAGCGUGUGUUGAUGUCUGGCCCAUCGUGGCGCACGGUGCCCAAGUCUAAGAGCACUAGUGCCAUCCUGCAGGAGCUGCCAGCACCUCGCUGGGGCUGCAACAACAGCCUGGGCGCUGGCCGUAGCGAGCUGGAUGAGCUUCAGGAGGAGGUGGUGAGGAGAGCGAGGCAGCAGGAGCAGCAGAGGAGGAAGGAGGCGGAGAGAGAAGCUGCCGUGGGAUUUAACCCCAGACCCUCCAAAUACAUGGACUUAGACCAGCUACAACACCAAGCUGUGCUCAGCCCCCUGCAUGAGGCUAAUUCUCGUAGUGGAUUGACUGUAGCUGCGUGCAUGAGGAGCACUGCGGAGCCAAUAACACAGGAACAGGAUAUGGAGCAGGAAACAGGAAGCGCCAGUCCACAGGGACAUCGCAGGUACCAUAACUGUCCCCUGUGUGUCCCCGAAACCCACACAGGACCCCCCUGUGUGUGUCCCAGCUCUGCCUGUCCAAAAACCACCCCUCUGUGUGUGUGCCAGCUCUGCUUGUCCAAAAACCACCCCAGGACCCUCUGUGUGUGUCCCAGAUCUGCCUGUCCAAAACCUCCUCUGUGUGUAGUGCAUGAACAGUCUGGCCCGCUCCAAGUACUGCUGACGCCCAAUCAGGAGGGGGAAGAGGUCCGGCCAGCCUACCAGGAUGCAACCCUGGGCCCUGGUCAGCCCCCUCUCCACUCAUCCCUCCCACGCCCUUCCACCAACAAGCCCCCAGCACAGGUUGAGGAGGGUGAGAAGGGGGAGCAGGUGAGGAGGGGUGAGGGAGGACAGGGAAUGAGCCUGGAGGAGUUGUUACAGGCUGGGGGCGUGAGACCUGUUGGCAGACACCUGGCCAUCUCUCUCCCCUCUCUAUCUCUCAGACUCUGGGAUAUGUCUCACACACACGCUCCCCCCUCACACACACACUCUUACUCUGACCCCCAAUACACUCACCCUCCAUCCUCACAUACAAACCCUGAGCACCCACACACACACUCCGACCGUCCACCCACCCCCUGCUCCUCCCGCAGUCAGCCCCACCCCUCACCCUCCACUGCCUCUCCACAUUGGCCCGAUCAAGGUUCCGCCGCCAACACCUUCACACGUCAUUGGUCCUCCUGGAGCGUGGACCGCCCAGAUGCCGUGGUUACGCCAUAUGACACACCUCCAGACCGCCGCCUCCCCUUUAGGCCACACCUCCCCUACCGAAACUACAACUCCCAGCACGCCCCUGGGCAGCAUGACGCCUGUGACCCUGAGGAGGCAGAGUUUUCAGAGCUGGACUUCCUAUACCGGGCCAGCCUCCAGGCAGGAUGUAGAGGUGGUAGCCCGGUCAGGAGGCUGCAGUGUGGGGUAGGAGGGCCAGCCCGUUCCCUCACCCCCAAUGCCAACAUGGAGAGGAGUGAGUACCAGACUGACUGCAGCAGCACAAUGGUCCACAGUCUGAGCGGCACAAUCAUCAACCCGCGUCGCCACCGUCUCGCCGCAACACGCAGCUUUGCUCCUUCCAGGCCAGCCCUCUGGGGUCCUAACCCUCCACACCGCUACAGGCUCCUUCCAGACCAGCCCUGUGGGGUCCUAACCCUCCACACCGCUACAGGCUCCUUCCAGGCCAGCCCUCUGGGGUCCUAACCCUCCACACCGCUACAGGCUCCUUCCAGGCCAGCCCUCUGGGGUCCUAACCCUCCACACCGCUACAGGCUCCUUCCAGGCCAGCCCUCUGGGGUCCUAACCCUCCACACCGCUACAGGCUCCUUCCAGGCCAGCCCUCUGGGGUCCUAACCCUCCAUACCCCUACAGGCUCCUUCCAGGCCAGCCCUCUGGGGUCCUAACCCUCCACAGCUACACUGUAAGCCCCAAUGUGCUGUCAUUACUCAAAACUUUUGAGGAAACUCUUUGCACUUAAUAUAUACAUUUUAGUCAUUUGGCAGAUGCUCUUAUCCAGAGUGACUUACAGGAACCUCUAACCCAUGCCUCCAAUAGAAUUUCCCAGUAUGCCUCGCCUUUUUGAGGGAAUUGUAGAGUUACCACCCAUGACUGUAUUUGUUAGUGACAUGGUUGUUGAAUUCAUUCCUUUUAUAUUUGCCCUGUGACCUUCACCAAUUGAAUUCCAAGAUAAAUGUUAUCAUUAUAAUUAUAGUCUUUAUUACUUAUCUCAUAAGGCCUUAUUUUGAGGCCUAGUGUUACCCUAAUACAGUGGCCUGAAACUCAAGGUUUACAGGCCACAUCAGGCCUGCAAAUAGGGUUGCAAACUUCUGGAAUCUUUCCCAAAAUUACUUGAUUUUCCCAAAAAUCCUGGUUGAAGGAUUUGCGCACAACGUACCCAAUUUUUGCCAUCCCUACCUGCAAAUCACAUUAGGCGGGCUUGCAAAGUGAUGUGUAAAACAGUUGAUAUUUUAAUUUACCCGCAACCUGCAUUUAUAAUGACUGCCAGGGUUAGAAACCAUUUAAACUGGAACAACCAUUUCAGAAAUGGGUGCCAAAAAAUCUAAGUAAAUGAUUGGAUUAUUUUAGAUUUUUUAAAAUGUAUCUUUGUGUAGCAUAAGAUUAAUCAAUCACUCAAUGUACAUGCAAAAACACAUAUGAAAAACUAUUUGAAAAAAAUCUGUCUGCAGUAGAGCAUGCUGAGAAAAAAAGUUGAUUUGUUAUCAUAACUUAAAAGAGUUGAUGUGACUUCUCAUUUCGUUUUGAGUCAGUACCACAUAAACAUUUGAAGUAAAAGUGACAUUUAAUUGAUUUAAGUAAAAAAUGCCUUGGGGUUUACAUUGUACACACACUUUCCAGGGCGGCCCUCUGGGGUCCUAACCCUCCACACUGCUACAGGCACUUUCCAGGGCAGCCCUCUGGGGUCCUAACCCUCCACACUGCUACAGGCACUUUCCAGGGCAGCCCUCUGGGGUCCUAACCCUCCACACUGCUACAGGCACUUUCCAGGGCAGACCUCUGGGGUCCUAACGCUCGACACUGCUACAGGCUCCUUCCAGGCCAGCCCUCUGGGGUCCUAACCCUCCACACUGCUACAGGCACUUUCCAGGUCAGCCCUCUGGGGUCCUAACCCUCCACACUGCUACAGGCACUUUCCAGGGCAGCCCUCUGGGGUCCUAACCCUCCACACUGCUACAGGCACUUUCCAGGUCAGCCCUCUGGGGUCCUAACCCUCCACACUGCUACAGGCACUUUCCAGGGCAGCCCUCUGGGGUCCUAACCCUCCACACUGCUACAGGAACUUUCCAGGGCAGCCCUCUGGGGUCCUAACCCUCCACACUGCUACAGGCACUUUCCAGGGCAGCCCUCUGGGGUCCUAACCCUCCACAAUGCUACAGGCACCUUCCAGGCAGCACUGCACCUCACCCACCGCCACAAUAGGGGGUUGACCAAGGACCCCCCUAUCCCCAAACACGCACAUCUCCCCACCACCGCCCCUCAGUGGUCUUCUGAACUCACCACUACUCCCAUCUCCAAUACGGGGAAAAAAAUGCAUUUGAAAUAUAUUUUUGGGAUGCAGCUUAGGAUACAUGUGAAAUAUAAAACAUUUGCCAAAUAAUGUAUUGUUUAUGCAUCUGUAAAUGUAUUUUAACGUGUGAUAUACAUUGGUAAAUGUAUUCGGAAUAUAUACAUUUGUAUAGAAAUAUAUUAUUUGGCGAGUUUGGGCUGUCGCCCCUCCCUGCCCUUUUCCAACUAUUAUGUCUAUGCAGUCAUUCUCAGCUCCCCUCAGCAGGAAUUACUCUGAAACCCCAAACUAGAAAACAACAAACUCAUCUAAUUACUCUUCUGUUAGCCUCCUAACAUGGACCGACUGAACGUUAGCCUGCUGGCCUGCCCCUCUUUGGGUCUAUAAAGGAGAAAGUAGAUUAGCUAGCCUGGUUUAGCUUCCAACCACCCUGCUUUACCUGCUCCAAUCAGAGGGGCCCUGGAACCUUCAAAUUGACAGAUCCAAAGGGGGAGGGGGUUAACGAUUAGCUACGCCUCUUCCUCUUUCUUAAUGGACAUUUCCGGUCAGAUGAUGGCAUACCACACCUGGCCGUGCUGUUUCCAUGGCAACCCCUGGACUAGUGUGUACGUGCCUACAUACAUACCUAAUAGACUGAACUCUAAUAAUAACUAAAGUCAUGUACAGAAACACUAUAUAUGAAACCUGUAUGUUAUUAAGACCUUAUGGAAUGUUCAUACUAAUAAUGAAGAUAUCGAUCAUUUAGUUGUACCUACUGGUUCUGGAGUGCGUGACCUUCACAAGUCCAGCUGGAGGUCACCUGACUGUCAGUUGUAGCUUAUUUUAUUUGACCUUUAUUUAACCAGGCAAGUCAGUUAAGAACAAACUCUUAUUUUCAAUGAUGUCCUAGGAACAGUGGGUUAACUGCCUGUUCAGCUCGGGGGUUUGAACUCGCAACCUUCCGGUUACUAGUCCAACGCUCUAACCACUAGGCUACCCUGCCGCCCCUUAUACUGGGAGAAACUACCAGACUAGCUCUUUAUUUUCUCUUAGUUAAUUUUUUUAUAUGUUUGUUUUUUGACAGAUAAUGGUAGUUAAAUGGAACAAACUUUUGCACACCUAAAAUAAUGUGAUAAAGAGCUAUGAUAGAGGGAGGGUAAGGGAACUAUGAC